Bemisia tabaci is the source of this 2108-nucleotide messenger RNA. Lineage: Eukaryota; Metazoa; Arthropoda; Insecta; Hemiptera; Aleyrodidae. The record is from RefSeq and is a predicted model, not a curated record.
CUCUCUAAUCAGUUGCCGCCAUGUAAUAACCUAGUGUAUCUGUACCUCACAGUGCAAAGUUUGUAAAUAAUAUUGAUCAUUCGACGCUUUAAAAUAUUUCUCAGCCUCAAGUGAAAAUUCUCCCAGUCAUCUCUUUUAAAUUUUUGCAUGUUCAAGUGAAAAUUCCCCGGAAAAAACGUGAUAAAUCUUGUCUUCCACACAUCAACCAGAGUUCUCAAUGCUUUAUUUUCUACCUACUAAAAGUAUGAACAUUGGGACCCAACAACUGCAGGGCACCGUUUGAGACUACAAGCCACGAUCCUGACACAGGCGGAGUGAGAUGCUCCGGCCACCAUCUUUGUCGAGCGAUUACUGAUAAACCACUUCGCUUCGCUACACCAACACGCGGGUUUUUUGAACGGAUCAUAGAGUCACAACGUUGGCGUUACAACACUUGAGAGGAAAAUGUUCGAAUUCCUGCAAAAAGUAUGGCUUCCUUUGUUAAUAAUUCUCUUGGCAUUCCUCUACGGGCAUUUUACGAAAAAUUUCGAUUACUGGAAGAAAAAAGGUGUAUUUUACUUCGAGCCAGUGUUCCUUUUCGGCAACAUCAAGGACAGAAUUUUAUUUCGCAAAGCCUUCCAUCAAUUCUGGCUGGAUACGUACAGGAGCAUGAAAGGUCACAAGUUUGUAGGAUUUUUUGAGGGUCGGAAGCAAACUCUGGUGGUUCUCGACCCUGAAGUCAUCAACCACGUUUGUAUCCGAGACUUCAGCCACUUCGUUGAUCGCCCAACUUUGGAGCUCAAGUAUCCACUGCAUCAAAGGCAGCUGCUCAACUUAAAAGGACAAGAAUGGAAAAAAGUUCGCUCACUGCUCACCCCUGCCUUUUCCUCCGGGAAACUUAAAAUCAUGGAGCCUUUGCUCAGACAGUGUGGGAAACAACUCAAACAGUACUUAGAGAAAGCCACGGAUGGAGAGAAUGGAGCUAUUUUUGACAUGAAGGAACUAUUUGGGCACUACACGAUGGACGCUAUCGCAACCAUAGCAUUCGGAAUCCAGACAGACUCGCUCCAAAAUCCUGAUUCAGAAUUCAUUAAGUCUGCUUCAAGAUUGACUAGCUUGACUAUUUUCAAGCGACUUAUGACAUUUUUCGUACUCUUGUUCGCACCAAGGCUCACAAAAUACCUCCCGAUAUCCUUCGCCAAUCAAGAUGUCAUGAACUUCCUGGCAAGCGUCGUCAAGGAUACUAUCAGGCACCGAGAAAGCAGUAACGAAAAACGCGCUGACUUUCUACAGAUGAUGCUUGAUGCGAAUGCAGAGGCUAAAGCGGCACAAAAAUCCGAAGACGGCAGCGAUCGAUCUCAGUUUGUCAUGGAUGAGACAACAAUCGUUGCACAGUCGGUUCUGUUUAUGGUGAUAGGUUUCGAUAUUUCCAGCAGCCUUCUCACCUUCGCCUCUUACGAGUUGGCUUUGCACGAGGAAAUUCAGCAGCGGCUCCGCCAAGAGAUCGUGUCAGCCUUGGAGAAACACGGCGAGGAAAACAUCUACGAGGCUGUUCAAGACAUGCCGUUAUUGGAAAUGGUUUUCAACGAGACACUUCGCAAGCAUCCACCUCUGGCGAAGAUCGAUCGUGCCUGCACUGAUGACUACACGAUUCCCGACACGUCUAUAGUUAUAGACAAAGGGGUGCAUGUUUGCAUUCCCGUUCUGGGUCUCCAUUACGACCCUGAGUAUUAUCCUGAGCCUGAAAAAUUCAUCCCCGAGCGGUUCUCGCCUGAGGAAAAGAGCAAACGUUCACCAUACGUGUUUUUACCAUUUGGCAUCGGACCCAGAAACUGUGUCGCGUCACGAUUUGCCCUGCUGAGUACGAAAGUAGCAAUGGUUUACCUCCUGAAGAACUUUGAGAUUAGCAUAUGUGAAAAAACUCAGAUACCCUAUAAAUACAGCCGAUUUACCAUGUUGCUGAAAGCCGAGAAGGGGAUUUGGUUGAAUAUUAAACCAUUAUAAGAUUAUUUUUCUUCUUAAUUUUUAUUUUUUAAUUUUCUUUUUAUAUUUUUUAUAAGGAAAAAAAAUUGUAGAACCCUUGCACCUGCAAACCAAAAAAUACAGAUACAUUUUUUUACUCGUGCAGA